This is a messenger RNA of Bufo bufo (common toad), 1127 nucleotides long. RefSeq names its product UTP23 small subunit processome component (gene UTP23). Gene Ontology annotation, cellular component: nucleolus; small-subunit processome. The transcript has 3 exons. Gene Ontology annotation, molecular function: small ribosomal subunit rRNA binding. The coding region runs from base 133 to 867 and encodes 244 amino acids. Lineage: Eukaryota; Metazoa; Chordata; Amphibia; Anura; Bufonidae. The record is from RefSeq and is a predicted model, not a curated record.
GCCUUUAGGGGGCGUGUUUUGUUGUGGGAGAUCGGUCGUGACGUAAUUCCGGGACACGGCGCCCACGUGUUGAGAGCGCUGCUUCUCGGGUGUGCGUGACGUCACUGUACGGGACCGGGUGAAUUGCCCGCUAUGAAGAUCACCAGGCAAAAACAUGCCAAGAAGCACCUGAGCUUCUACAAGCACAACUUCCGCUUCCGGGAGCCGUACCAGGUGCUGGUGGACGGGACCUUCUGCCAGGCGGCUCUGAAGAACCAGAUCCAGAUCAAGGAGCAGCUGCCCAAGUAUCUGAUGGGGGAAGUGCAGCUCUGCACAACCCAAUGUGUUAUUAAGGAGCUGGAGUCCUUGGGGACGGAAGUGUACGGAGCCAAAUUAAUCGCCCAAAGAUUUCAAGCGCGGAGCUGCGGUCACUCCCAGAGCCCUCUUGGCGGCUCGGCGUGCCUGUUAUCCAUGGUAGCAGAUGACAACCCUCACCAUUAUUUCAUCGCCACCCAGGACCAUGAACUUGCAAACAAAGUAAAAAAAAAGGCAGGCAUCCCCCUGAUGUUCAUUAUUCAGAACACAAUGGUGCUGGACAAACCGUCCCCCAAAUCUGUGGCCCAUGUCCAAGCUGUGCAAGCCGGUCAGCUACUCCCCGAGCAUCAUAAACACAGCAUUGAGCAUUUGAAAGACGAGCAGGGGAUCCCACUAAUCACAGAGCGCAGGGGGAGGAAGAGGAAACGUGUCGGGGGUCCUAACCCCUUGAGCUGCUUGAAAAAAAAGAAAAAUGAUCCAAAACCCACAAGACCAGCUCCUGAGCAACAGAAGAGAAAGAGGAAAAGAAAGCGGAACAAGCCCUCAGGAAAUCCCACUCCACAGACUGCAUAACGGAGCCGAGACCCCCAAGUUAACAGCUUUUGGUGUUGAUAUUUUUUAAAACAAAUUGUAUUAGAUUAGAAAAACAUGGCUGCAUUUUUCUAGAAACAGCGCCACUCUUGUUCAUUGGCAGUUACUGGUAUUACAGCUCGGCUUCGUUCACUGGAAUACCAUACACAACCCUAUGUCACGCUUUUCUAAUCUCGCCCCCAUAGUUUUUAUGGAGUUGUAUUUAUUUCAGUAAAGCAAGGCCUUGUUCACUCUAGCCCUGA